Molecule: messenger RNA, 1049 nt
Organism: Leptomonas pyrrhocoris
Lineage: Eukaryota; Euglenozoa; Kinetoplastea; Trypanosomatida; Trypanosomatidae
Product: putative ribosome biogenesis protein
Exons: 1
Coding region: 72-1049 (325 amino acids)
Biological process (GO): ribosomal large subunit assembly; rRNA processing
Cellular component (GO): nucleolus
Molecular function (GO): rRNA binding
Source: RefSeq, a predicted model, not a curated record
AGUAUUCUUCUGUGUGUCGUGCAAGCUUUAGCUUAUUUCGAAGUACAUCACCCGGUUUGCGUAAGACCAAAAUGGCGUUCAAAGGCGGUAAAGGAAAGAAGCGUUCUCGUUCUGCGAAGUCCGCAGAGGCCCGCGCCAAGACGAAGGCGGUCGUCGCAGAGGCACCGCAGCCUGUAGCCGAAGAAGCCGCGGACGUCGAGGACGCUGCGCAGGUGCUGGAGAACCGCGAGGAGGAGAUGGUGGGCAGCAUCGGGGUGGUGCGUGCGCAAACCGCAAAGAAGAUGACGAACCGGCAGAAGAUGCUUGUGCUAGGUGCGCGCAACAUGAGCAGCAAGGACCGCCACCUGCUGCUGGACCUGCGGGGGCUGAUGCCGCACUCGCGGGAGCACGCGAAGAUGGGCCGCUCCAACACGUUGGGCGAUGACCUCAUUGAGCUGUGCAGCCUGCACCAGUGCAACAGCGUCCUCUUUAUGGAGCCGCACCGCAAUGAUGUGAGCUACAUGUGGAUUGGACAGGCUCCCAGUGGCCCUAGUAUCAAGCUGCAGGUAAACAACGUGCACACCGCCGACGAGAUCCGCAUGGCCGGCAAUUGCCUCAAGUACAGCCGCCCUCUUCUUCAUUUUGACCGCGACUUUGAGCUGCAGCCGCACCUGCGCGUGGCGAAGUCGCUGCUGCACAUGGCCUUCAAUACGCCUCGCUACCAUCCCAAGUCGAAGCCCUUUGUCGACCGUAUCGUGUCCUUUCUCUGGCUGGACAACCACAUCUGGGUGCGAAACUACCAAAUUGUGCCGACGAGCCCGCCGUCGCUGAUGGAGAUCGGCCCGCGUUUCACCUUGGAGCCGGUGGCCAUCUUCAACGGCUGCUGUAAAGGGAGUGUGCUGUGGAAGAGCAGUACAGCUAAGCCGCCGACCGAGCAGCGCCGCGACCGCAAAAUGCGCCGUUUGGAGAAGCAGGAGGCGAACGAGGUCAUUAAAGAGAAGUCUGACAAGCACAGGGCGCUCCACCCUGCUCCGAGCGCCGAUCCGCUCGACCUCGUCUUCCGCGAUUAG